This is a messenger RNA of Drosophila mauritiana, 1208 nucleotides long. Its product is annotated as sericin-1. The transcript has a single exon. The coding region runs from base 515 to 1132 and encodes 205 amino acids. The record is from RefSeq and is a predicted model, not a curated record. Lineage: Eukaryota; Metazoa; Arthropoda; Insecta; Diptera; Drosophilidae.
UUUACCGCAUAACUUUAAAAAUGCGUACGGAUAUAAGAAAUUUAUGAGCCAUGCGUAUAUGUAUAUGUUGUACGGAUGGAUCAGCUUUUUCCUAAAGCACAGUACGUGCUGUAGCCAUAAGCCUUUCUCUUGAACCUUAGUAAAACUCUAAGUCCACUGCGUUCAAGGCGUUGCUAUCUUAUUUUCAUACAUCCUUCAAAAUCUCUUUGAGCCAAACACGCAUCUGUUUUGCGGUUAUUUAAAUAAGGCCGAGUGCUAAAGCACUGAUAGAAUGGCUGAAUAGCUAUUCAGUAGUACUGAAAACAAUACCCGAGCUGCCUGUGUUUGCACACUUGCUUAGAAUAAACUAGAUCUAACAAAUCCACAAUUCACCCAUUGUUGGCUUGUUCAAACAAAUUUAUUUUCGAUAGUCAUCUGCAAAAUUGUCUCAAGAAUAUCCUACUGAGCCACGUGCGGCAUAUGACGAUUCGGAGCAAACACACAGUCUGAAAAUGGACCAAAAGAAUUGUGAGUGAUGGGUAUAAAUACCCUAAUUAAAAGCAGGGAAAGUACAGUACUUGAGUACAGUGUUCAACGGACGGAGCUAAAGAUGCGAUUCCAAUUCGUCCUGGCCUUUGGUCUUAUCGCCCUUGUGGCGACCGCUUAUGCUGUCACUGACACGACAGGCACCGGCAGCACGGGCACCGAUACUACGGGCACCGGGAGCACGGGCACCGAUACUACCGGCACAGGGAGCACGGGCACAGGCAGCACCGGGAGCACUGGAACCGGGAGCACGGGCACCGGGAGCACGGGCACUGGUAGCACCGGAAGCACGGGCACUACCGGGAGCACGGGCACUGGCAGCACCGGAAGUACGGGAUCAACCACCUCUGGCAGCCCCAGCACCUCAACUGGCUCAUCCUCGACCAAUCCGUCUCCUUCCACAACCUCGCCCUCCACAGCGCCCACCACGGCCACCUCCCCGAGCGACUCCUCAUCCUCCGGCUCCAGCAGUAACUCCUCGUCGUCCAAGCGGAACCGCAGGGAGAGGCGUCGUCGCCAACAGCGUCGUCUGAGACGCCAGGAGAGACGCCAGGAGAGACGCCGUGAGAGGAGGCAGCGCAAGCGCCAGCAGAACCGUCGGGGCUGAAAUGGGAAGCCCCAACUCACAUGACAUUGUAACUCAAGGCAAAUAAAAUGUUUAUAUGAAAACCCAAUGGUCCCCA